This is a messenger RNA of Jaminaea rosea, 2602 nucleotides long. RefSeq lists its product as hypothetical. The record is from RefSeq and is a predicted model, not a curated record. Bases 164 to 2557 code for a protein of 797 amino acids. Lineage: Eukaryota; Fungi; Basidiomycota; Exobasidiomycetes; Microstromatales. The transcript is spliced from 6 exons.
GCUGCCGCCUGCCUGCUCGUCUACAGCUGGACGAGCUCGGGCUCAGUGUGGGAGCGAGCCCCACUGCCAUUUCCUUUUCUCUUUUCCACACUCCAUCCUCUUCACCUCCUCGCGAUAUAGAGAGACGACAUAGAGAGGCGCCGUCCCAGGUGCGCUUCACACAAUGCCGUCCGCUUCGGCCUCGACGGCUUCGUCACCACCUGGAUCUUCCAAGAUGAAGCAGAGCGUACUGAGCUUCAAGCCCAGAGUAUCCUCUGGCCUCGCAUCAGGACCUUCAACGCCAAACGACUCGCUUAGGCCUCCCAUCGAGCCCAUUGAGAUCAGCGACAUCGAGAUGGCAGAUGGCGACGAUCAGACGCGUGGACAAGACAGCGACGAAGAGAUGACGACUCCACCUCCAAACGGCGAGGAGUUCUCGACCCCUCCGGCUGCUAGCACGCCCAAAGGCACAUCGUCCUCGCGCAUGCAAGCGGACUCCGAUGAUGACGAUGACGACUUGUCCGACCCACCGCCACUUGCCAAGUCGGCGUCCUCCACCACGAGCAAGCCCAAGGUACUCACCAAGAAGAGACAAUCCCUCGUUGCCAACAGCCCCAAUGCCAGUGGCAGCUCAUCGUCCAGCAGCAGGUACACGCCAGUCGGACCCAAGGUUCCCAAGGAGAAUGGAGAGAUGAGGAAGACAGCUCUGCCUGGGGAGGGCCCGCUCUGUCACCAGCAUAGAGCUCUUUGCGCUACUGAGCAGAUCCGCUGCACCUAUAUGCGCAAACCUACCGUCCGAUGCGGCCUCAAGUUCUGCGCUGCUGCCCUGAGCGUGCAGUACAACGAUGAUCUCGACGCCAUCAAGGCGAGAGGAAGGAAUGUGCCGGGUGUCGACCUCGCUGAGCACUGCGAUGAGAGUGAAGCAAACUACAUUUUCAAGUGUCCUCGAUGCCUGGGCAUUUGCACGUGCAGCAUCUGUCGAAAGAAGUUCGGUGUCGAGCCCGUCAGAGUCGAGAAGCCCCCAGCUGCACCGAAGCAGAAGGCUCCCGCGAAGUCCAAAGCUAAGGCAAGUACGUCCGACGUCAAGGGCAAGGCCAAAGCAAGCAGCAGCAGCAGCAGCGGCGCCGGCGCAAGCGGCGCCAAUGGUAGCCAGAGCAAGAAGGCAGCCGCAGCGCCCUCGGGAGCAGCCAAGGCCAAAGGCAAGAAAGCGACUUCUUCCCUUAAAAAUGCCCUCACCAGCAAGGCGCAAGCUCUCCCCUCGACCAGCAAACCACGUCAGGCAACCUUACCUCGCCCUAUUAAGCCUCCCGCACCAGUGGCAGCCCCUGAGCUUGAGGUCAUCAAGACUGCCCUGCAUCCGGAGAACGUGUGGGCGCGCAUGUGGAUCUACGAGACGCUCGUGCGAUUCGACUUCAUUCGAGUGCCCAAGGGCCAGCUUAUCCAGCUCGACAAAUUCGACCUCUGGACGCAUCGCCAAGUUCAGACGCUCCUCGAGCGCAUCCUCGUCGCCCUUGCCGGUAUCAACAGCAUCAACCAAGGUCAGCCAAAGGCGCGCGUCGCCCCGGCUAUUCAAGCGUUCCGCCAAUUCGGCGAGGACCUGCAGAGGGGAGAGCCCUGGCAAGCAGCGAGGGACCUGCUCGACAGCCUCGGCUUCGACAUCCCUGAGCUGCCCCACGUCGAGCGCGUCUUCUCCGACGAAUCCAAAGAGGCUGCGAUGAGGGAUGCCGAUGACUCUGGGCCAACACUACUUAGCUCUCGCAUGACGAGGACCAAGAGAGCCGCCGAGGUGCGCGCGUUGGAGCGAGUCAAGCAGCAAAGCCUCUACAGCUACGAGUCUCAAUUCAGCGACCAGGACGAAAGCAGCGAGGAGGACGAGUUGGAGCCUGCGCGCAACGGCGACCGUGAUGAGUGGGCUGGAGAUGCGGAAAGUGAGGAGGACGAGAUGCCUAGGCGAGGAGGCCGAAGCUCAGCCAGACAGGCCACGCGAGCUGCUCCUGCUGCUGAAGGUACCCGUCGCAGUGGGCGACAGACGGGCGCCACAAAGGCAGGCACGUCAGCAUCACGAAGUAGCCGCCGCAUCGUCAUUGUCAAUGGCAGUAGCAAUGGCAGCAGCCGAUCUGGCACAAGCUCGACCCUCACAGACAGCGAGAGUGGAGGAAGCGACGACGACGACACCGGAGCAGAUGACACGCGCACCAGCACUACUACCCCUCCUCCGUCCACCACGACAGCUCCUGCCCCUCCCAAGCCGGCCGAGCCCCUCCCUGCACCCGAGAUGGAAGAAAAGGUCGCCAUCCUCUGCGUGCUCCUCGAGGCCGUGCUCCAGACUCCUGAGGUUAGCGAAGAGCUCAAAAGUGGUGCGGCCCGCAUGGGCGAUAUCGACCGCGCUGCACGCGAGGAUCUCAAGCAGUUGGAGAAGGAGUGGGAAGAAGAGAAGAAGGUCCUGGCAGCUGCGGCGCCUAGCAUGGCCAAAGUGGACGACUUUGCCAAGUGGAAGAAGGACAAGGACAAGAAGGAGCGCAACCAUAAGCUGCGGGUGCUCGAUGUCAAAAUGCAGGCCUUGAGGGAGACUCACUGAGUUCAAUGAGGUCAUGCCUCGUGACACGCAUGGCAGGUGGGCAUG